CGCACGCGCCACACACACACCGCAGAGACGCUGAGCAGACGGGACCGCCGAGCUCAAACUCACACUCGCUGUCGCUCAGAAACACCUGGGACAGAGCGGCCACAGCGCCAAGUCCACACUUUUAUACUGGACCGCACACACACACCACCCAGCACAACCCAGGACUGUCCCCAAAACUGACUGACCAGAGCUCAGCACAGGCUGAUCCGAAAUGGGUCAUCUAGAUCUACAAUGAUGCCACAGAUACCCCUCUGAUGUGACAGGUCCUCCUGCAUCCCUAUCUGUCUUCAGCAUCCCUUUCAUCACCAUGGAUAUCAAAGGCAGCAAGCCUGCCUCCUCUCCACAGCUCCCUGGCAGCCGUGGCAACAAAGCGGAGCCCAGCAAAGAUGCCUCCUCAGCAGCACGCGAGCCCUCUGGUAGCAAGACGGCCGGCCGCGGUGAUGCUAGCGCGGUCAUGCUAACGGUGGGAAGCGGACAGAAGACGACCGGGUCCCUGGAGCACGUUGCCCAGAUCCACAAGCCUGGGCAGGGGUCGGCAAAGUCUCACCUGACCACCCACGCUAGCGAGCCUAAACUGCACAAGUCCCCUAACAGCUCGAGGGCACCAGCCAGCAGCAGCAUAGAUUCGCCAAGAACUUCCAACUCCAGACAUAACCUGGUGGUGACAACUUUUCGAGUGCCAGCGAAGGAGUCUCCAAAGACUCAACACAGCAGAGCGUCGACUACCUCUCAGAUCCCGGUUAAAGACUCUCCUAAGACUAACAGCUCUGCAGCUAAAGACACCAAGAAUCAAAACAAGCUAGCAGCUUCCCAAAUACCAGUUAAAGUGUCACCAAAAAUUACCAAAUCGUCCUCCAAGACGUCGAUGAAGGAGUCACCAAGUAACACCUCAAGCACACCUCUCUCCCUGUCGGAUGACCUGUCUCCUGUCAGUGAUGAUGGGAAUCUGGUUCAUGCUCUAAGAGCAGAUGUCACACCUGCCACAGCGUCCUCUGUAGUCCACCAAGAGGUAAAACAUGAGACGAAACAAAUCAGCCUUGUUAAACUGGAUUCCCAAAACCCACCCAAAGAAGGCAUCAAAAACGUGCCCUCUCCACGCACACUGCACAAAGACACAGUCACGCAGGAACACGGUCCACAAGCACAGCUCAAAGACACACACAAACCACCUGCCCAAAAGGAAGUGAUCUACACAGGGGACGCCCAACACAAACCCUCACCACACACCACCACAAAGACUCAACAUGAACACACAGCUUCUCUGAGCAGCCAGGCAGCACACAGCACAUCAGCUCCAGGGAGUCAACACAGCGGCACCCCGAAAACCAAACGUCAAACGACACCGCAGGUCACAGAGCGACAAACAGCAGUACAGAAAGAGAAGAGUGCAGAGAAGAAAGGGAAAGAGAGUGAAGGGAAAGGAGGAGUGAGAAGCAAAGACGUGGGGAAGAGUGUAGCGACCAUGACUGGCCUGGAAGGGCUGGGAAAGGACGUCGGGGUGCAAGUCUCUGAUGACCUCUGCAACGGUGCCGUGGUAACGGCAUCGCAGCUUGACAACCAUCUCACUGAUGUCACCGGUGUGAACGUCAACAGUGAGGAAAAUGCAGCGGUCAUGCGUCCGCAGAAGCCAAUAGUUCGCCAGCGUCCGUCCUCACAGUACGUCUGCCAGAUUGAGAUUGAGCUUUGCAGCCAAUCACAAAGCAACUCAGCGGAGUGCCCUCCCCUGACUGUAUCCGUGAAACCACCUGUCCCCUCUCUGUCUGGGAAACCCAUCGACGGGCCUGAUGUCUCCUCGGACCAAUCGGAAGUAAAGGAUAAGACGGGCGAGGGUCCGAGGCAGGAGAAGGCCGGGCCCGUGCACGAGGUGACGUGGGACGCCCAAGGGCUGACGUGGGAGGUGUAUGGCGCCGCGCUGGACUGGCAGGCGCUGGGCUCGGCCGUGCAGAGACAUCUGCAGACGCAGAUCGAGCAACUGGAACUCCGCCUGAAAGCGCUCCAGAGCUCCGCGCCUGAGAAGAAGAAGGAGAGUCCAGCACCCGCCGGACACAGGCCGCGCAGGAGGUGCCACUGCUGGUUCCACUGCUCUUCCUGCUGCUGCAGGCGCAAACAUCAUAGCGCUUGACCUUUGACCUCUCAGUUGCCUGUGCACUCAUUGAUUUUAAUCCUGUGGUAAUUCAAUAUUAACUUGGUUGCAAUCCA
Molecule: messenger RNA, 2199 nt
Organism: Alosa sapidissima (American shad)
Lineage: Eukaryota; Metazoa; Chordata; Actinopteri; Clupeiformes; Clupeidae
Gene: gprin3a
Product: GPRIN family member 3a
Exons: 2
Coding region: 308-2122 (604 amino acids)
Biological process (GO): neuron projection development
Cellular component (GO): plasma membrane
Source: RefSeq, a predicted model, not a curated record